CGUUCGUAGGAGCAAAAAAAGCCGCAGAUGAUGUUCGACGAGGUGGGGCUUUGCUUUUCAGGCCGGGAAUAUAUAAAUCGCAGGUAGGGCUGAAAUUCAAGUUAGUGCGGAUACGAUCUGAGACUAUAUCGGCAACCUGCGGGGACAAACCAUGCGGAAUUUACCAUUGCUCGCGAUUUUCUUCGCGGUGAUAAUUGGAACGGCAGUAUCGAAACCACUAUGGUCGACUUUAGUCGACACGAAUUACCUGUAUUCGACACCUGAAAUCAACGCACAUCCGCAAUAUCUCGCCGCGUAUCAAAAUACGCAUUCUCCCUAUUACGUUUACAAUAUUUAUUCGAACGCGGGAGGCAUACCAAACACUCUUCAUGUAAGCAGCAAACCAGAAAUUUCUCACAUCCCUGCUUACAGCUUUUAUUAUGGAACGCCGAUUUAUGAUAUCAGGAUUCCUUUAAAUCCGGUUUAUCCCGUGCUAACACCAUCGCAUCCAGGAAUUUCUCCGAUACUUCCGCCGACAUCGACAGAACAGUCUUUCGAGGACGAUUACGACAGCAUUGAGAAGUUAGAUACGAAAGUUGAUCCGAACACAGAGGCGAAAAAACCGGAAAAUAGCGAGCAAGAUGAUGAUUCUAUAACUGUAGAAGCGGUAUAAGAUAAUAUUCCUCGUUACAUGCACAACGUAGCAUACAAAUGAAAGUUAAUUAUAGUACGAUAAACGUUCGCUCUUUUAGAGUUACUUUUAUAAUUAUAUUUAUACAUCCGGGAUGCGUUAAAAAAAAUUCUUUUAGACCAAAUUUUUAUGAAUAGAAAAAAA
Monomorium pharaonis (pharaoh ant) is the source of this 814-nucleotide messenger RNA. RefSeq lists its product as uncharacterized. The transcript is spliced from 4 exons. Bases 152 to 652 code for a protein of 166 amino acids. Lineage: Eukaryota; Metazoa; Arthropoda; Insecta; Hymenoptera; Formicidae. The record is from RefSeq and is a predicted model, not a curated record.